This is a messenger RNA of Propithecus coquereli (Coquerel's sifaka), 2647 nucleotides long. RefSeq names its product chromosome unknown open reading frame, human C10orf76 (gene ARMH3). The coding region runs from base 3 to 1652 and encodes 549 amino acids. The record is from RefSeq and is a predicted model, not a curated record. Gene Ontology annotation, cellular component: cytosol. Gene Ontology annotation, biological process: regulation of Golgi organization. The transcript has 21 exons. Lineage: Eukaryota; Metazoa; Chordata; Mammalia; Primates; Indriidae.
UGAUGGAGAGUUUGGAUUCAUUGCUUUGUGCAGAAGGUUCUGAAAGUCUGAAGAGUUUAUGUCUGAAACUUCUCCUUUGCUUAGUGACUGUGACAGACAACAUCAGCCAGAACACUAUCUUGGAGUAUGUAAUGAUCAAUAGCAUAUUUGAAGCAAUUCUACAGAUACUCUCCCAUCCCCCAAGUCGUAGGGAGCAUGGAUAUGAUGCUGUUGUCCUCUUGGCUUUGUUGGUGAACUACAGAAAAUAUGAAUCUGUAAAUCCUUAUAUUGUGAAGCUCUCUAUUGUGGAUGAUGAGGCCACGCUCAAUGGAAUGGGGCUUGUAAUUGCUCAGGCUUUAUCUGAGUACAACAGGCAGUAUAAAGACAAGGAAGAAGAACACCAGAGUGGUUUUUUCUCUGCUUUGACAAGUAUGGUGGGCAGCAUGUUCAUAGCAGAUGCCCAUGAGAAAAUCUCAGUACAAACCAAUGAAGCCAUUCUUCUGGCACUUUAUGAAGCUGUUCAUUUAAAUCGCAACUUCAUCACAGUAUUAGCUCAGAGUCAUCCAGAAAUGGGCUUGGUGACAACUCCUGUCAGUCCUGCUCCAACAACCCCAGCCACACCACUUGGGACCACGCCACCCUCCUCUGAUGUUAUAAGUUCUGUGGAACUCCCAUUGGAUGCAGAUGUACAGACCAGUAAUCUACUGAUAACCUUCUUAAAGUAUAGCUCAAUUGUCAUGCAGGACACCAAAGAUGAACACAGGCUUCACAGUGGCAAACUCUGUCUGAUUAUCCUUACAUGUAUUGCAGAGGAUCAGUAUGCCAAUGCCUUUUUGCAUGAUGACAACAUGAAUUUUCGAGUAAACUUACAUAGAAUGCCUAUGAGACAUAGGAAGAAGGCCGCAGACAAGAACCUUCCCUGCCGCCCUUUAGUAUGUGCAGUACUGGACCUGAUGGUAGAGUUUAUUGUAACACACAUGAUGAAGGAGUUUCCUAUGGAUCUCUAUGUACGCUGCAUUCAGGUAGUACACAAACUGCUUUGCUACCAGAAAAAGUGUCGAGUACGCCUGCAUUACACCUGGCGGGAACUCUGGUCAGCCUUGAUAAAUUUGCUGAAGUUCCUUAUGUCAAAUGAGACUGUUCUUUUGGCCAAACACAACAUUUUUACAUUAGCCCUUAUGAUUGUGAACCUAUUUAAUAUGUUUAUCACAUAUGGUGACACAUUCCUGCCAACCCCCAGCAGCUAUGAUGAACUUUACUAUGAGAUUAUCCGCAUGCACCAGAGCUUUGACAACCUCUACUCCAUGGUCCUGAGGCUUUCUACCAACGCAGGCCAGUGGAAGGAAGCAGCUAGCAAGGUGACCCAUGCAUUGGUUAAUAUCAGAGCCAUCAUCAACCACUUUAACCCCAAAAUUGAGUCCUACGCUGCUGUGAAUCACAUAUCCCAGCUGUCAGAGGAGCAGGUACUGGAGGUGGUGCGAGCCAACUAUGACACACUCACACUGAAGCUGCAGGAUGGCCUAGACCAGUAUGAGCGCUACUCAGAGCAGCACAAGGAAGCUGCCUUCUUCAAAGAGCUGGUUCGAUCCAUUAGCACCAACGUCCGGAGAAACCUGGCCUUCCACACACUCAGCCAGGAAGUCCUGCUCAAGGAGUUCUCCACUAUCUCCUGAAGCCACACCUACCUGAACAGCCACUGACUGCCCUUACCCAUGAGGCUCCUGGGGAAUCAAGGGGAGAGGGGGCUGCCCCAAGGUUGGAGAGAAACACAGAUACCAAGUUCUCUUGGUGAAGGCCAUGCUUCAGUGGAGGUUGGACAGCAGGGGCCAGAGGGGCAAGCCAGGGAUGAUCGCAUUUGGGGGAGAAAUGGGUGGGCACAGGGAGAGGCCUCCAGGAAUGUGGGGACUUCCAGGGUGGACUCCCUGGAUAGCCUUUCACAUUUCCAAUUGCGAUUACAAGUUGUGGCUACUGACUAAUUUUCAGGAGCUGGCAGGUUAAGCACCAGGGUGAUGCCAGCACCUUGAAGGUCAAUGGCUUUCCUUAGCUUCUGAAAACAGAUCAACUCUCAGAUGUAGCUGGAGCCCCAUCCUGCUUCCUUUGGGCUUGGGGUUGUGCUAGGCUUGAAAUAUGUGUUCCCUGGCCCUGCUGGCACUCUGUCCAAUCAUUAGGACCCUUAGCUCAGGCUUGGGGCAGGGUAGGAGUGAGGUACCCUUUUUCUGUUUUCUAAAUUCAGAGUUGACUCCUCUGGGAAACUGGAGAUUAGAAUCUGCCCAGUGCUCUGCUGUCCUGCCACCAAUUUCUGGGUUUUGGUUUUGGUACCAGGAGUACCUGUUAGCAUUCACCUUCUUCCAGCCCAUUGACUCAUCAGCACAAUAGGCUCACAACCUUAGCUUUUCAUUUUUAAUCUGGUUUAAAUUGUCUUUAGAGUAUGUGUGUGAAAUAAACAUUGACAGGUUUUCUGAAGCCCUCAAGGUGCCUACUUUGCUGGUUCCCUUUCCAGCAGCUUCCCCACCUCCCUGCCACCCCCUCCUCUGGGAGCCUCUCCUGCCUCUGCUGAGCUCCCCUCCACAUGUCCCACCCCCUCACCCUGCUGUUGUUUACAUCUAGCCUGCCUGAGAAUUUCCUCUGGGAAGGAAUCUGUUCCUGCUGUGGUCUGGUGCCUGGGAGG